Molecule: messenger RNA, 1515 nt
Organism: Trichosporon asahii var. asahii CBS 2479
Lineage: Eukaryota; Fungi; Basidiomycota; Tremellomycetes; Trichosporonales; Trichosporonaceae
Exons: 6
Coding region: 1-1515 (504 amino acids)
Source: RefSeq, a predicted model, not a curated record
AUGCCUCCAAGGAAGGCAAUCAUCUUGCCGCACCCACCAGGAUGGCUGGGACAAAUCGAUGAGCCUUGCCCACCAGUGCGUUCGAGUAUCGCCUCAAUCAAGUGUAGCAUGUCAGCUAAUCGUGCAGUUCACCUCGGAGAUCAACUUCGAGGAGUUCAAUCCGUUUCCAAAGGAGGCACCAAAGAUCGACAAUACCUUCUUCGCAGACAUAGACAACCUCCUGAAGGCAAGUUCAGUCUCCAAAAUAGUCAGGGAUACCGCUCACGGUACAAGCCCAAGCUCCUCUCCUCGUGGAACCCUCGUGUCGCGGUCGACGACAUGGAGCGAAAGAAGUGGUGCGAGAGGUUGAGCGAGCUCCAGAAGGGGCACCCGAGCUCCGGGCUACUGAACAACCUCACUGAUGAGGAGCUCGAGGCGGUAAUUGGGGAGGCGGAGGAGAGGGAAGAGCAGGAGGAGGCAGAGGAAAAGCUCGCACCCAGUGCAACACUUCCCGUCGUACGCCCUGAGCAUGAGCUAGAACUUCGCCGCCAGCUUCAGGAGUGGGCAAAGCUUUCCGAUGUACAGAAAAGGAAGGUACAGCAGUCCUACGCCCAGGCCCUCUCAUACGUCGCCAAUCCAGAAGAAAAGGAGCAGUUCAAGAAGUUCAUGGAUAUUUACCGUACCGGGGUUACCGAUAUCAUGCUCUCUCGAGGGAAAUUCAGUCGGGCCGACGACGGCACGGUCAUCCCGCAGCUUUGGCUCGGAACGUACGGCAGGCUCAUUCGUCUCCGCCUGCCCAGCGCACUGGGUCUAGGCGAAGAUGUCGAAGUAUUCCACACGCUCCUGUUCUACGCCUUGAAGAGUAAUGAAGAGGCUGAGGGACUGUUCCAGGGAAUACGCGAGGCAGCCCCGUCAGCACUUCUGCGGUAUCUCAUGGUCUCGGUAUUCUCGGACUUGCAGAACUACAACAGCUGGAAGAAGGUCGAUACGCAAGUUAUAUACGCCCUUACCCCCGGUCCCAUUGACGAAUCGCUCGUAAAGCUCUUGAAGAACGAAGGGUACAUGGUCGUCGCGAUAACGGUGCUGGUAAGUGAGAGUAGGAGGAGUGAUAUGGCAUGCCAAGCGGCAUGUUUCAGGUUAACCCAGCAGAUUGCUCUGUAUUGCGGCAUGACAUCCCUUCUCUCACGGCGCGGUCUAAAACACAUGAACCCCAAGGCGAAGGCCGUAAACAAGCGAGUGAGCGCAGCUCGAGACACCCGCUCCCUCGACAAAUGGCUGCUGACACCGGUUCUCAAAUUUCCGGAUCCGCUCACGGUCCUUAAUCUCCACUUUGUGGAGACUUUCCUGACAAUGGCAGGCGAAUGCUCGGUGGACGCGAAGGCUGGCCUCAACGUGAACAUCGUCGACUCCGUUGUGCGCGAAAUGCUCAUUCCUACAAAGGACAUGUGCAAGAUCCUGGCCGCUUGGGAGCGGAUGUUGGAGUCGUCAGCCGGAAAGGAAGCUACGUGGCCGGUGACAGAUGACCAGUGGGCAUAG